AAAUUGAAAAAAAAAAAAAAGAAAAAAGAAGGAGAAAAGCCAGUAAAAAGCCGAGACAGAACCAAAACCAGAGCUGAAGGCGAAGGAGGGAAGAAAGAGUAUCGAGAGAGCUUCCUUCUCUGUUGUUGAGUUGGGGUCUGGAGGAUUCUUCUUCUGCUCCUUGCUCCCCAACAAUCUAACUUCCAUGACUUCCGUUGUGGAUUUCUUGCAUAUGAAUCGCUUCGAUAUCGUCCAGAUUUAUCGUCAAUACUGUGAUAUUCGAUCUCAAAAUGGCCUUUAUCAUGGGAAUGAAGACUCUGGACAUGUUGAAUCACAAAUAGCUAAAAGUUCAAAGCAGGCUCUUGCAGAACUCUUCCUUUAUGUGAAAUCAUCGCUGCAGAUGGGGAACUCAAUUGUUGAUGAACUAGCGAAGGUGAUGUCACAUCCAAACUUGAUGGUAGACUUCUCUGAAUUUUCACGCUUUUACGAGUUUGUUUUUUUUGUGAGCCGUGAAAAUGGUCAAAAGAAUAUCACUGUUAGUAGGGCAGUUAGAGCAUGGAGAUUAGUUUUGGAUGGGAGAUUUCGGUUACUUAAUCAAUGGUGUGACUUUGUUGAGAACAAUCAGCGACACAAUAUAUCUGAGGAUACUUGGCUGCAAGUCUUGGCUUUCAGCUGUUGUGUACAUGAAAAUCUGGAAGGGUAUGACCCGGAAGGUGCUUGGCCUGUCCUAAUUGAUGACUUCGUCGAGCACAUGUACAGGCGGUCAGGAUCUAAUAAAAUUUCAAAGUUAUAUUGUACUUGUGGAGACUCAGAAUCACAGUCUGGUGUCUUUGAAGAUUCUCUUCCUGGAUUGAAGUCUUUCCCUGGUUUGAAGAGGAAAUUACCCGAGGACAUGCAAGUGGACGGCAUUAUGUCUCUGAGUGACCCUAGAACCGGCUCCAUGGAAUUAAUUCCUGUUACGAGCGUCAAGAAAAGUAGAUUCAUGGGUUGCAGGCCAGUGAACUUGGAGGUAAACUUACCGUCAUGCACUGCAGAUGCGAACACAGAUAUGGUUCGACCUAACGGUGCAGUAGGCUGCAAAGCUCCUUGUGCUAUUGAAGGUUGUCUGUCAAAAGGUUUUGCUGGGCUUUUCUCGACAUGUUCAGUCUUAGGAUUGGAUCAAGAAAGGAAAGCGUCAUUCACGUGAUCAUCUCCGAUUUAGCUCUAAUGAUUUUUACAGGUAGUAUGUUCUAUAAUGUGGUUAUAUCUUUAUUUUUUGUUGUGGUACAGCAUUUUUAAACGGAUGAGUUUGUGAUUUGGCAGCAAACUAAAUUCAUAAACCCAGAUAGAAGAAACGAGCUUGUAAUUUCAA
Cucurbita pepo subsp. pepo (vegetable marrow) is the source of this 1330-nucleotide messenger RNA. RefSeq names its product defective in cullin neddylation protein AAR3-like. Gene Ontology annotation, biological process: protein neddylation. The record is from RefSeq and is a predicted model, not a curated record. Gene Ontology annotation, molecular function: ubiquitin conjugating enzyme binding; ubiquitin-like protein binding; cullin family protein binding. Lineage: Eukaryota; Viridiplantae; Streptophyta; Magnoliopsida; Cucurbitales; Cucurbitaceae. Gene Ontology annotation, cellular component: ubiquitin ligase complex.